Messenger RNA from Didymodactylos carnosus, 246 nucleotides. NCBI's taxonomy places the organism in Eukaryota, Metazoa, Rotifera, Eurotatoria, Philodinida, Philodinidae. The record is from the annotation of a GenBank genome assembly.
AGUUAACAUUACUCGAUUUAAAUCGUGUACUCUAUCGUAAUUCAAACGAAGAACAAGCAGAUGGAUUGGGCAUUGAUGUUUAUGAAAUACCGGGAUAUGGUAAGUUGCACUAAUAUAAUAUUUGAGAAGCUAGAAAUAGAGAAAACAAAAUGAAUUCGACUGAAGUUCAUAGUAAGUUUAUGAAAUAUACCCAAGUCUAAAUCCACUGUUGAUUUCAAUCGUUCAUACUUUCCAUGUUUAAUUUGU